Molecule: messenger RNA, 283 nt
Organism: Gryllus bimaculatus (two-spotted cricket)
Lineage: Eukaryota; Metazoa; Arthropoda; Insecta; Orthoptera; Gryllidae
Source: the annotation of a GenBank genome assembly
GUGGGCGCGAUCCGCGAGCGCAUGAACGAAGUGGACGAGAACCUCAACUACCUGUUGGGCAAGCUGUCGCUGUUCAGCUCGGAGUUCGGGCAGGUGCGCACGGGGCUGGGCGAGGCGCUCGACUCCAUACGCACCACCUUCCAGGAGGCGCAGAACGCCAUCCGCGACGCCGGGCCCGGCCCCAACCCCGUCGCCUACGACAUCCCGCCCGAGUAGGCGCCGCGGCAUGCCGUCUUGACAUGGCGCGUUCCUUCCACUUCUGUUCAAGGACAUCCGUACCUAC